Opisthorchis viverrini is the source of this 423-nucleotide messenger RNA. RefSeq lists its product as hypothetical. Lineage: Eukaryota; Metazoa; Platyhelminthes; Trematoda; Opisthorchiida; Opisthorchiidae. The coding region runs from base 1 to 423 and encodes 140 amino acids. Gene Ontology annotation, cellular component: nucleus; epsilon DNA polymerase complex. The record is from RefSeq and is a predicted model, not a curated record. Gene Ontology annotation, molecular function: protein heterodimerization activity. The transcript is spliced from 2 exons.
AUGGAUUCUGAUUUAGAAGAAAUAACUUGUUUCGCAGUUCAGGACACAGAGGCUGAAGAACGAGUCGGUCCUUUGGAACUGAAUGAUGACUCCACCGAGGAAUUAGAAAAAUCAGGAUACGGCAUCCCUCAAGAGUCUGUCCCUUUAGAUGACGAACAAGGUUGCGUUGACGGUGACCGGCUUACUCACCUCCCACUAUCACGUGUUCGGACCAUAAUGAAAAUCGUUCCAUCAGUUCAUAUCAUAAACACUGAAGCUCUUCUGUUAAUUGAACGUGCUUCAGUGCGAUUCUUACGCGAACUGUGUGCUGAUGUUCAUCAGGCCACCUUGGGAGACGGGAAGAAAACAGUUUCCCGAGCGCAUGUCGACCAGGUGAUAAAGUUAAUGUCCCAGUAUGAAUUUCUCGAUGGUAUGCUUGAUUAA